GUAGUUAGCGCUCUGAUAACAAUUAACUGAUAUAAAUUACCCAUGAAGAUUAAUAAAUAAAAUAUACUACUUUAUAUUUAAUACUUUUAAAGAUGGAUUCCGAUUUGAAAAAUUUAGAUCUUUAUGAUAUUCUGGAAAUUCAGCAAUGUGCUACUGAAAAAGAGAUUAAAACUGCUUAUAGAAAAAAAGCUUUGCAAUGUCAUCCAGACAAAAAUCCAGACAACCCCAAAGCAGCCCAACUAUUCUUACAAUUAUCCAAAAUAUUAGCAGUACUUACUGAUAAAGCUGCAAGAGCUGCCUAUGAUAAAUUGGUGAAUGCUAAAAUUGCAGCUAAACUACGAGAAAAAGAGUAUGAUUCUAAAAGAAAAAAACUUAUUGAUGAUCUAGCUCGUAGAGAACAAAUGGCUAUGGGUAAACAAAAAGAUAAUAUUGAAAAAAAUUUUGAAAAAGAAUUAGAAAGGCUAAGAAAAGAAAGCUCUUCAUUACUUGCUAAAGAAAGAGAAAGAGUUAAUGAAUUACUAAGGCAACAAGAAGCUAAAAAAGAAGAGAGUGGUUCUUACAAAUUAAAAGUGAAAUGGAAAGAACCUGGGGUUUACAGUAAAGAAAAUCUACAAAACUUAUUUUCUAAGCAUGGAGAUGUUACAACAGUUGUAGUUUUGGAAAAUAAAAAAAAUGUUGCUUUAAUUGAGCUCAAAUCGAAAUCAUCUGCAAUUAACGCCCAGAAAUUAGAAGUAGGUUACCCUAACAACCCACUUUCUGUGAGCUUCCUUGGUGAUUAUGGAAAGGAGUCAAAAUUAAAAGAGCAAAAUUCUGAUUUAAAUCCUGUUAUUUCAAAUUCUUCUUAUCAAAAUAAUUGUCAAACAGAAUCUUCAACUCAUACACAAUCAACAGCUGCAAAUUUCUCGGAUUAUGAAGCUAUGAUACUUGAAAGAUUUCGAAUGGCUGGAAGAUCUAAAGAACAAGACAAAUAACUAUGGCAAGAAUAAUAAUCAAUUAUUUAUGACAUUUGGUUUUUGUUGUCGAUUAUUUAAACAUUGUAAAUACUUAUAAUUAUGAUUAAUAACUGCAUAUAAAUAUUUGAGUAUAUGGAAUAACAAGUUUAAAUAGAAAUCAACUUUUGUGAGAAUUGUUAUUUAAUAAAUAAAGUGUAAUUUGAUGACUGAA
Daktulosphaira vitifoliae (grape phylloxera) is the source of this 1164-nucleotide messenger RNA. Its product is annotated as dnaJ homolog subfamily C member 17. Gene Ontology annotation, molecular function: RNA binding. Gene Ontology annotation, cellular component: spliceosomal complex. The coding region runs from base 93 to 971 and encodes 292 amino acids. The record is from RefSeq and is a predicted model, not a curated record. The transcript has 7 exons. Gene Ontology annotation, biological process: spliceosomal complex disassembly. Lineage: Eukaryota; Metazoa; Arthropoda; Insecta; Hemiptera; Phylloxeridae.